GUAUCACCUCAGGACCAGUCGUGAAAUCAGUCUGUUCGAACUGUAGCGAUUUCAAGAGCUCGCUCGCCACAUCGCAUGCUCAUUCAGCGUCUCUUCAAGCCUGUUAGCUUCUUACGUUCGACCUUUACCAAUUCGUUCAGCAAACCGAUCGUAUCCUUCCCCCGUCACCUCUCAAGCUCAUCCAGAACUCUGAACGACAUGUCGAACGAAGAAAAGUCUCUCACCCUACCCGUCCUAGACGAAGCCGAGCUCAAGGAUGGCGAAAUGAAGCAGGUCGAGUUCGGAGAAGGCGAGAACAAGGGCAAGGUAUUGUUGGUCAAGGUCGGAGGCAAGGUCUUUGCCAACUCGGGAAUCUGCACGCAUUACGGAGCACCUCUAGUAAAGGGAGUACUUGAUAGUACUGGACGAAUUACCUGUCCCUGGCACGGAGCCUGCUUCAACGCCUGUACCGGUGAUGUCGAGGAUGCUCCCGGACUCGACGGCUUGCACACCUACAGCACCGAAGUCAAGGACGGCAAGAUCUUCGUGACCGCAAACUUGAAAACUGUUACUAGCAAGAUGGGUCGAUCCCCCAUCGCUCGAGCCAAGGCCAAGAAGAACCGAUCCGCUGCAACUGAUCAGCCCAAGAGCUCGAUCUCGCCUCCCGAUCAUGAGACCAAGGAUGAAAAGGUUGUCAUCGUCGGAGGGGGUUCUGCCGGUUUGCACACGGUCGAAGCUCUCCGAGAGCACGGCUUUGACGGAUCCAUCACAUUGAUCUCCAAGGAGAAGUACGCACCGUUCGACAGGACCAAGUUGUCCAAAGCCCUCAUUACCGACGCUGGCAAGCUCGCUUGGAGGUCGGAAGAGGAACUCAAGGGAGACUUCAAGGUCAAUCUUCAGCUCGGAACCGAGGUCACCAAGAUCGACAGACAGAACAAGACCGUUGAGACUAGCAAGGGCGACAAGGUUCAGUAUGACAAACUCGUUUUGGCUCCUGGAAGCGUCACCAAGAAGUUGCCCAUCGACGGAGUCGAUCUCGAAAACAUUUUCACGUUGAGGGGUCUCGAAGACAGCCAGGCUAUUGUUGCCGCCAUCAAUGAGAACACUAGGGUUGCCAUCAUCGGGACAUCUUUCAUCGGUCUCGAGCUCGCUGGUUCCAUCAUGAAGAAAGGACCCAAGAGCGUCGAUGUGAUCGGAAUGGACAAGGUCCCUUUCGAGAAGAUCCUUGGAGCGGAUAUCGGAAAGGCAAUCCAAAAGAACUUGGAAGAGCAAGGUAUCAAGUUCCACAUGGAAGUCGGCGUUGACAAGAUCUUGCCCAACGAAGCCGAUUCGAAGAAGGUCGGCGCCGUCGCACUCAAGGAUGCCGACAAUAUUCCUGCAGAUCUGCUCAUCCUUGGAGUCGGUGUCGCCCCCGCCACCAAGUUCUUGGAAGCUAGUGGUUUCAAGUUGGAAAAGGAUCAGGGUAUUACGGUCGACCAAUAUCUCCGUGUCGAGGGAGAGGAAGACAUCUUCGCCAUCGGUGACAUUGCGCACUACAAGCAGUACCCCCAUAAGGAUGCCCGACGAGUCGAGCAUUGGAACGUUGCAGGAAACCACGGCCGCUCGGUCGCCGAGAGUAUCAUUUCGCCUAGCAGUCUCAAGGCUUAUAGCAAGGUUCCCAUCUUCUGGUCAUCCGCUGGCGGUGGUCUUCGUUACGUUAGCGACGCCAAUGGUUUCGACGAAGUUCACAUCGACGGUGACCUGUCCAAGGAGCUCAAGUUCGUGGCAUACUACGCACAGGGCGACGACAUCGUCGCUGUCGCAUCUAUCAAGAGCGACCCUUACGUCUCCAAAGCCGCCGAGUUGAUUAGGCUCAAGCAGAUGCCUACCUUCUCGGAGAUCAAGGCUGGCAAGAACAUCUUGGAGAUUGACAUUUCAGGAAAGAGUGGUAACUAAAGGCCUCUUCCUCACGAACAACACUUGUAUCCACACUCUGUACAAUGAGAUGAAUAAAGCUGAUUGCCACGGUAACCUGCGUAGGUUCGGGCCGACUUGAUCGGUCGAAGCGUCGGAAUCCUCUGUUGAGUUCGAUAUCGAAAUUCUUCGCUUCAAAACUCUAGCGGCCCACGAGUCUAGUUGCCAAGUUCGAUGUCACCUUAAGGUCACUGUCGGGUCAUAGCUGCUGCGUAUCUCGAUGAACAUGUCUACAUCUCUUUCUGCGGCACUGCGAGC
Molecule: messenger RNA, 2190 nt
Organism: Filobasidium floriforme
Lineage: Eukaryota; Fungi; Basidiomycota; Tremellomycetes; Filobasidiales; Filobasidiaceae
Exons: 10
Coding region: 76-1914 (612 amino acids)
Cellular component (GO): cytoplasm
Molecular function (GO): flavin adenine dinucleotide binding; 2 iron, 2 sulfur cluster binding; oxidoreductase activity, acting on NAD(P)H
Source: RefSeq, a predicted model, not a curated record